UAUUAUGUAAAAUUACACAACACGAAAAUCAUAAGCGCAGCACGGACACGCACCAAGGGGAGAGACUUUAUCGACAGUGCCAGAAAAUGGAUAUGCCAAAUAGUUCCAACGUUGAAAAUGGGUGCGAGUGGCGUUUCGAGCGGUCCAAUAUAAAACGGUAUCAUUUCAGGUUAGGUCCCCGUGGUCCAGCAGACAGAUAUCCACGUAAAAAGAUUCUAUUGCACCUUGGAUGAUACUUUAAUUACACUAUGAAUACGAUAAUGCAGCCAAAUGGAGCCGAGAUGCACAUAUACAUACAUGACCAUAAUUUUACCAUUGGUUAAAGAUAACGUGACCUCAGUGAAGAGAUAACAUUUACUCUGAAUUAAUCUUGUAACACGAAAUUGGGUUUUAGCGGAAUUACAGUGUUCCAUAAAAAUGUUGAACUGUACACAUGAAUUAUAUAGCGUCGACCAAUAAUAAUGUGAUCUUUGUCCUAAAACAAUAUGGAGUGCUAAUCUAAUCUAAUCUCUAAAUAUGAAAGCAAAACAAUAUACAGAAAUAGAAUUCUCGUCCAGAUUUAAUAUCAGUCAAUAGGAAUAAAAGACUCGUUUAACAAUCAUUGCUUUCACUACAAGUUUUUACUGGCAGGAUGACGUUUAUACAUAUCUGGUGUGCCGUACUGAUUCUCUGUGUGACAGUAGAGGCAUAUGUUAAUGUAAUAACAAACUGGGAUGAGAAUAAUUUUGUGCCAUUUGCAACAAAAGCACCCAAAUACGAUCCAACUUGGUCUAGUCUAGACAGUCGACCGCUUCCGUCCUGGUACGAUGAGGCAAAGUUUGGAAUCUUUAUUCAUUGGGGUGUAUUCAGCGUGCCCAGCUUUGGCUCCGAAUGGUUUUGGAAUCAUUGGAAAGAGGAGAAAAGAACUACAAAAUUUUCCGAUUUUAUGAGAAAAAGGUAUCCUCCAAAUUUCACCUAUCAAGACUUUGCACGAGACUUCACUGCUGAAUUCUUUGAUGCUUCCGAGUGGGCAGAAUUAUUUCAAGCGUCAGGUGCAAAGUAUAUCGUAUUGACAAGCAAGCAUCAUGAAGGAUAUACACUGUGGCCAUCAACGUAUUCAUUCAGUUGGAAUUCUAUGGAUGUGGGGCCUCAAAAGGAUCUUGUUGGUGAACUGGCAGAAGCAAUUCGAAACAAGACACAUAUAAAAUUCGGCUUGUAUCAUUCAUGGUUUGAAUGGUACAAUCCUCUUUAUGUAACAGACAAAAGAAACAAUUUUACAACAGAUAGAUUCGUCACCCAUAAAGUGAUGCCAGAAUUCCGUGAGCUGAUAGAAACGUACAAGCCGGAUAUAGUUUGGUCAGAUGGAGAUGGAGAGGCAACGGAUACUUAUUGGAAAUCAAAGGAAUUUUUAGCCUGGCUAUACAAUGAAAGUCCUGUAAAAGAUACAGUAGUGGUGAAUGAUAGAUGGGGCAUUAAUAUACCAUGCCAUCACGGUGGUUUCUUUACAUGUGCUGAUCGUUUUAAUCCUGGUGUACUUCUUCCACAUAAGUGGGAAAACUGUAUGACUAUUGACAAAAAAUCCUGGGGAUAUCGCAGAAACGCUGUUUUAUCCGAAUACUAUACAUUGGCUGGAUUAGUAAAGGAAUUAGUAAUUACUGUAAGCUGCGGUGGAAAUUUACUGUUGAACGUUGGGCCAACAAAAGAUGGUAUUAUUACACCAAUAUAUGAAGAAAGAUUGCGUGGAAUGGGCGCUUGGCUAGCAAUUAACGGCGAAGCUAUUUACAAUACUAAGCCUUGGACAGUACAAAAUGAUACCUUAACUGGAAGUGUAUGGUACACUAUAAGUAAAAAUGAAAAACAGCUAUAUGCCUCAAUUCUAGAAUGGCCUCAAUUCUUUAAUAUCUUAUCGUUAGGCUCGCUUAAACUUUCGGAGAAUUCUCAGAUACAUCUACUUGGUUAUUCGUCAGUAAUUCCUUGGAAACAAUCCGAUAAUAAGCUGGAAAUAAGUUUACCUCCUAACGCACACAAAGGACAGCCAGCUUGGGUAUUAAAAUUUAAGGAAAAUAAUCAUUGAAUGGUUGAAGAUACAGUAUUUUAUAUAUAGAUAUAGAUUUUCAUCAAUAUAUGCAUAUGUAUUUACUGUAUACAUAUGUAAUACAUAUACUUACUAAGAAUAUAUUUCGUCUGGUAGACAAGUUUGGAAUUAGAAUUAGAACUAUUUAGAAAUGUACUUAAAUCAUGAAAAAUAAUAAAUCUUUAUUAAAGUA
Molecule: messenger RNA, 2246 nt
Organism: Temnothorax curvispinosus
Lineage: Eukaryota; Metazoa; Arthropoda; Insecta; Hymenoptera; Formicidae
Product: alpha-L-fucosidase-like
Exons: 8
Coding region: 632-2053 (473 amino acids)
Biological process (GO): fucose metabolic process; glycoside catabolic process
Cellular component (GO): lysosome
Molecular function (GO): alpha-L-fucosidase activity
Source: RefSeq, a predicted model, not a curated record